GCGCAUGCGCAUGCGCGGGAGGGGAUCUCGCUGGGGAGAGGGGCGAGACUGCUCGGACAAGUGACGGAAACGAAGUGGUGAAAAGAGAGAAAAUGUAGAGAGGACGGCAGUUUAACCACAAUAUCGGGAGCGGAGUUUAAUGACAUUACUGAUUAAUGCUGCAUUGUGUUUAUUACUGAGGGAAUCAGACGGCGGCUGUCUGCUCACAUGAUCGGGCCAUGGAGACGGAGAUUACAGAAGGUGAUGUGCCACCCUAUUACCGAGAAGUAUAUGAAGCAAUUUGCUGUAAGCAGGAGGACCGAGUCCAGGGAAGUGUCUUUCACAAGCUGUUGAAUAGAACGAAGCUGCCACCCAUUGUACAAAGCCAGAUUGCUGAACUAGUAGAAUCGUCAAAGGAGGAACCUCUCUCAAAGUCUGCUCUGUACAAAGGUCUGGUGUUGAUUGCCCUAGCUCAGCAGGGGAAACAGCCUUCAGCCAAACUGUUGGAGAAUAUUGCACAAGCUACUUCUUCCCAAGAGUUUCCAAAGCCUCAAUUGGGUGAUGUGAGUGAGCUGGAGUCGCUCCGGAUGCAGGAUAGGGGGAAUCCUAUUCUCCUGUCAUGGACUCUACAAGACCUGUUGCACAUCGACAUGGUGCAGGUGGAGCUAAUUCCAGAGAAAAAGGGUCUAUUCCUGAAACACGUGGAGUAUGAGGUUUCCAGUCAGCGAUUCAAGUCCUCUGUUUAUAGACGAUACAAUGAUUUUGUGGUGUUCCAUGAGGUGUUGCUCCAGCGAUUUCCAUAUAGAAUGGUGCCAGCGCUGCCACCAAAGAGAAUGCUAAGAGCCGAUAGGGAGUUCAUUGAAUCUCGGCGGCGAGCUCUGAAGCGUUUUGUUAACUUGGUGGCUCGUCAUCCAUUUUUCUCCAAAGAUGAAAUUCUGCAGAUUUUCCUGUGUUUCAGUGGUCCUGAUGUUCAAAAUAAAAUCCGUGAAUCAUUGCGAGGAAUGGGUGAUGAGUUCCUGACAUGUGGAAUUGCACCAACAGCCAAGGAACUUCUGCCUCCAGAUAUCCAGGCUCAGUUUGGUGCCAGCAGGGAACUGAUACGAAACAUUUACAGCAGCUUCCAUAAGCUAAGGGACCGGGCAGAGAGGAUGGCAUUUAGAUCUGCUGAAAACGCUUCUGAUCUCCUGCUGUUCGGCAAGGAGUUGAGUACUCUGGGCUCUGACACAACACCAGUUCCAUCGUGGGCAUUGGCUACAAGCAGCAUGUGGGGAACCUUGAAGCAAACGCUUAAAAGCUUAUCUGUGGAGUUUGCAUUACUUGCUGAUAAAGCUGCAAGGCAGGGUAAACGAGAAGAGGAGGAAGUAGUGGAAAAACUCAAUAUCUUUCUGGAUUUAUUGCAGUCCUAUAAGGACUUGUGUGAGCGGCAUGAGAAAGGUGUGCUUCAUGAGCACCAGCGUGCAUUACAGAAAUACACCUCUAUGAAACGGCAGAUGAUGAGUGUAACCGUGCAGAGCAAGGAGCAGAUUUCUGUGGAGCAACUGGAAUCACGAAUCUUGCAGCAAGAAAACACCAUAUUGACCAUGGAACUCCGGAACUACUUCUCCUUGUUUUGCCUGCACCAGGAGACUCAGCUCAUCCACAUCUACCUGCAUAUCACUUCCCAUGUGCUGACUGCUUUCAUCGAUUCCCAGAUUCAAGGGCACCAUGAGAUGAGUGAAGUGUGGAAGGACUUGAAACCGAAGUUGGGAGGCCUCUUGACCAAUGGAGUGCCAUCAUCUGCUUAGUCUCUAGUGAAUCAAUCGGGUCCAAUUCCCUCUUUUCCCAAAAUGACAUAUCAUUUUUGUGAU
Messenger RNA from Mobula hypostoma (lesser devil ray), 1826 nucleotides. It is a transcript of the gene snx8a, whose product is annotated as sorting nexin 8a. Gene Ontology annotation, biological process: early endosome to Golgi transport; intracellular protein transport. The transcript is spliced from 13 exons. The coding region runs from base 219 to 1763 and encodes 514 amino acids. Lineage: Eukaryota; Metazoa; Chordata; Chondrichthyes; Myliobatiformes; Myliobatidae. Gene Ontology annotation, molecular function: protein binding; phosphatidylinositol binding. The record is from RefSeq and is a predicted model, not a curated record. Gene Ontology annotation, cellular component: early endosome membrane.